Branchiostoma floridae (Florida lancelet) is the source of this 1592-nucleotide messenger RNA. RefSeq lists its product as uncharacterized. The transcript is spliced from 5 exons. The record is from RefSeq and is a predicted model, not a curated record. NCBI's taxonomy places the organism in Eukaryota, Metazoa, Chordata, Leptocardii, Amphioxiformes, Branchiostomatidae. The coding region runs from base 483 to 1460 and encodes 325 amino acids.
AUUUUUAACGGUUAACUCAUUUAUUGAACCUCUUUUGUAGCCGUUGUGAUCAUUUUUCUACCCGACUUGUGAUGUUUUUCCUGUCCAUGGGUUUUGUUUGUUAGUCAUAGUUUGUGAAUAGAGGUCAAUCAUCACCCGCCCCAAGGCACUAGUGUACGUCUUGGGAUGUAUUGGAACGUACCACUCAUAUGGCAGGGGAGAUAAGGUUCAGGUCUAGGGCAUAAACCAAUGAUUGCUUUAAACGUGGGUUAACAUUUUAGUUUUAUGUUGAUACACCACAGAGGGGAGAGUUUCAACGAAGUAAACAUAUAUUGGUUUGCAAUGUUUUUACGAAUUAAAAAUGUAUAAAGUUUUUGGACCAGCCCUUUGCCGAUCUCGUGAUCAGAGUUACGCUCUCCUGCCCAGGAAAGGUUGGUCUGAUUUCUCAGUCUGAUACCCGGAAGUUUCAAAAGCGAUACAAAGAAACACCGGCAGAGACUGAGAUGGCGUUUUGUGUUCUAGUCUUCACUCCAUUCUUCCUCCUUGAGACAUUUGCUACCACAGCGCCGCCCCUCAGUACAAUGAAACCCGAAAAUGUAACUAUCAAUAUCACAGUUGUGCCUACGGCAGAGAUCACGACCUUUACGGCAGAGAACACGACCAUAGAAAACAACGGAACAGACUGUGAUCAUGAUUGGUGCCUUUUCGGGACCAAAUGGGCGCUCCCUGUCCUCAUCGCGGCUGGCGUUAUUCUGGUCGGCAUCGUUGUCUUCUUUGUGGUUUUCUGCGUGCGACGAAGCAAAAGAUUUAGGCAGCGUGAUCAAGAGAACGGAACGGCUAGUUGUAAAAGACGGAAAAUUGAACAAGAGCUGUCCGAAAUGUUGACCAAGCGUAAUACACAGCCGCCGGCUCCUCUGCCGAGGCGCGGCCGAGUGGUCAGCGACGCUGCAGCGAAAAUUGCCGAGUGCGCGACGGAAAGUGCCGAGCCCACUACACCGCAAUACAUACAGUUAGAAGACCCGAUGGAUUCCUAUCUCGUCCCAGGGCAGCCGGUCCACGAUCCAGACCAAGACUACGAUUAUGCAGACACUGAGCCAUGCGCUGGUGCCACACAAGGUAACGACGGAUACUUGCAGCCAGGGGUACGCGUCCACGACGCAACCGAAGAUUAUGAAAAUUCAGACGUAUGUAAGCAUCCAACUGAAGAUUAUGAAAAUUCACAAGUAUGGACCAGCGGAGCUUCAGCGCAAGACAAUGACCUUCCGGAAUAUGCCAACACUCCCGGGCCGGCUCGACAGGACUCUGAACUGUAUGAAGACGUGCUGGUCCCUGAGAGGAAAAGUGCGGGUUCUAAGGGGAAGGGUACAAGGGCCAGUCUGAGGAACGCUUGGAACAAAUACGUCAACGUGGGAUUCAGGCGUCAGAAGAGCGACUAUCAGGAUGACGACAUCUACGAGGACACUUGUGUACCGAAGCGUUGAGACGUGGUACAGUCAAUGUGUAUACCACCACUACAUAAGUCCCCACCACUACAAAUUACUAUUGGCACAUGUCCUAGUAGUAGGCUAACGUUACGCAGUGCCACCUUCAUACCAAAUUUCAGGUCAUUUGGU